GUAGGCCUACCAAGUAAGGUAAGUCCGAUAACGCGCAACUGCAGCAUAUAUACAUGUAUUCGACAGAUGUAUUCCUUAGGUUAAAACCCCUAAAUGUAACGAGGACAUUUUAAACUAGGCCACAUUGUUACUUCCUUCCUCCUCCGCAUGAAAAAACGAAACUGAACAUUCUGAAAUUCUAUCAUCACUGAGAGGAGAGCGUUGAGCAACUGAGAAGAAAGACGCUUCGACUGACUUGAGAUUUGAAGAAAUGGCAUUUUAUAACCAAGAACCUUUUCAUAAUCCGAGACUCCCUUUCACCGGCACUAUCCAAGGUGGGCUGCAGGAGGGGAAGACGAUCACUAUUACUGGGAAACUUCACCAUGGGGCAGACCGGUUCCAUGUGAAUUUGCAGUGUGGUUCUAGGGCAGGGGCGGACAUUGCCCUUCACUUCAACCCACGAUAUGACAGUCACCCUGGAUAUGUGGUGGUCAACACCUUGCAGCAGUCCAGAUGGGGGACAGAGGAGCGGAAGCAGCAUUCCCCCUUUCAGCAUGGCUCUGGCUUCAGCCUCGUGAUCACCGUCCAGAGGGACGGCUUCCAGUUGAAUGCGAAUGGGAAACAUUUCAUGACCUUUAAGCACCGUAUUCCGUUUGACGCAGUGGACACCAUCUCAGUCGAGGGAAAAGUGGAGGUGACCUCCAUCGCCUUCCAGAACCCUGCACCCACCUUUCCUGCACAGCCAGGAUUCCCUUCUUAUCCGGGAUUUCCGGCGCAACCGGGAUUUCCGGCGCAACCGGGAUUUCCGGCGCAACCGGGAUUUCCGGCGCAACCGGGAUUCCCUUCUCACCCGGGAUUCCCUUCUCACCCGGGAUUCCCUUCUCACCCGGGAUUUCCCGCGCAACUGGGAUUUCCCGCGCAACCGGGAUUUCCCGCGCAACCGGGAUUUCCCGCGCAACCGGGAUGUCCAGCUGUUCCAUACAAGAACAUGAUCAAUGGUGGACUCUACCCUGGACGCACCAUCAACAUCCAAGGAGUGGUUAACCCCAAUGCAAAUAGGUUUAAUGUUAACCUACUCUGCAACUCUGAGAUUGUGCUGCACUACAACCCCCGAUUUGACGAGACCCUAGUGGUACGCAACAGCAGGCUGAGGGACCAAUGGGGAAAGGAGGAGCGCUCUGGUGGAAUGCCCUUCCACAGGGGCCAGGCCUUCACGCUGUCUAUUACCUGUGAGGCUCAGUGCUACAAGAUAGUGGUCAACGGGAAUCAGACGAGCACCUACAAACACCGCCACACACUCCUCCAGCAGGUCAACGUUCUGGAGGUGGAUGGAGACCUCAGUUUGACCUCCGUGAUGGUUUAGGGCACCUCUGACCCAAACCACCACAUAUCUUUUUGAUCUGUUCUUGCCGCAAUAAAAAUUACAUUCACUUUG
Messenger RNA from Oncorhynchus masou masou (cherry salmon), 1414 nucleotides. RefSeq names its product galectin-9B-like. The transcript has 8 exons. Gene Ontology annotation, biological process: negative regulation of CD4-positive, alpha-beta T cell proliferation; negative regulation of type II interferon production; positive regulation of gene expression. Gene Ontology annotation, molecular function: galactoside binding; carbohydrate binding. Bases 251 to 1342 code for a protein of 363 amino acids. The record is from RefSeq and is a predicted model, not a curated record. Gene Ontology annotation, cellular component: nucleus; cytosol. Lineage: Eukaryota; Metazoa; Chordata; Actinopteri; Salmoniformes; Salmonidae.